Molecule: messenger RNA, 942 nt
Organism: Paraphaeosphaeria sporulosa
Lineage: Eukaryota; Fungi; Ascomycota; Dothideomycetes; Pleosporales; Didymosphaeriaceae
Exons: 1
Coding region: 1-942 (313 amino acids)
Source: RefSeq, a predicted model, not a curated record
AUGCCUAUCGGGCCCUCGCUGCCUCCCCACCUCGCAAAACGCGCGCGCGACGACGACGACGAGAACAAGGGAUCUACGAGCCCAGAGUCCGGCGAGAAGCGCCGCCGGAUUCUAGGACCAGCUCCUCCGCCCGCCCAACCCUCACUUCCGCGCACAGCAGGGCCCUCAUUACCGCCCCAGUCGCGGUCGAGAUCCAGCAGUGAAGACAGCCAUGUCGGCCCUGCACCUCCGCCGCCUCCAAAGCCAGCACGCGUGCUAGGACCGGCGCCUCCCCCAGCUCCUCUUGACGAGCGGCCGCCAAACCCGCCCUCGGACGACUCGGACAGUAGCGAUGACGACUUCGGGCCUGCUCCUCCCCCUGCAGGUGCAUCCUACACCUCGUACGAUGCCCCGUCCUCGAGACCCGCCAAGUCAGCCUUCGAUACAGAUCCGCAGUACAGCGAGGAGAACAAGAAGGUGCAGCGUGAUUCAUGGAUGACGAUGCCUCCUACACAAGACGAUCUGGCAGCGCGCAUGGACCCGACCAAGAUGCGAGCCCGUAAAUUCAACACGGGCAAGAGCGCGGGCGCCGGUGGUGCAGGCGGCAUGGACAUAUGGACCGAGACUCCGGAGCAGAAGUUAAAACGAUUGCAGGACGAAGCCAUGGGUAUUUCGGCCCACUCGAACUCUUUGACGUCAAAGAAAGAGACGCGUCGGAAUAGGGACGAGGAAGAGAAGACGAUGAGGAUGAGGGAAAAGCUCGAGGCAUCGCGCGGCAAAAGUCUGGUCGAGGCACAUGAAGCAAAGACUGGCAAAGAGAAAGAGGACGACCCUAGCAAACGCGCGUUUGACUACGAGAAGGACAUGGCAUUGGGUGGGAAGGUGAACCACAAGCAGAAGCGGGAAAUGCUCAACAAGGCCAAGGGCUUCGGUGAUCGCUUCUCGAGCGGCAGCUUUCUCUGA